This is a messenger RNA of Galleria mellonella (greater wax moth), 8410 nucleotides long. RefSeq names its product muscle calcium channel subunit alpha-1 (gene Ca-alpha1D). The transcript has 47 exons. Gene Ontology annotation, biological process: calcium ion import across plasma membrane. The coding region runs from base 897 to 7118 and encodes 2073 amino acids. Lineage: Eukaryota; Metazoa; Arthropoda; Insecta; Lepidoptera; Pyralidae. Gene Ontology annotation, cellular component: membrane; voltage-gated calcium channel complex. Gene Ontology annotation, molecular function: high voltage-gated calcium channel activity. The record is from RefSeq and is a predicted model, not a curated record.
AUUACUAGUAGUAUCCUAAUAGGAUUCAAUUGUUGGUCAUUCUUGAUAUAUUUUUUUCCACAGUGAAAUGUUCCGAAUUUAAAACUAUUAUAAUUGAUAUGAGCAUGCCUUAUUUGUGGCUAAUGAUAAAGAAAGCGGUGCGUGCAUCCACAGUGCGUUGCCAUUUCGAAAAUAAUUCAUUGCGUCUCGAAAUGAGGUCACAGUAGCGAGUGAAGUGAGCCGACUGCGCGGCGCAUCGCCCUGAAGUGCGGCGGCAACACUGCGCGCGCCGGAUCCUAACCGACCGCCCUAGUCGACACUGGCCAUCAAAACCUUCGCCUCAUUAAAAAAAAUACAAAAAAAAAUCAAAAUCUAAGGCGUGUUCCAAAUUGGAAACGCGCUGUGUCUAAUACAAACCGCAUGAUGGCACGCAGUGCACCACCGUCGCGGCGCCCCGACAACAAGUGAUGGUGAACAAUAUGCUACUCUCUGAUGAGACUUAAUUCGACAUAGUGUAGUUAACUCUUAUCUAUUGUGCUGUGUAUAUGUAAUAUUGUAUUAUUGGAGUGUUGUGCGUGACGUAUUAUAUACCUAAUUGAUUUUACUCAGCCUGCACACGACCCUAUGGGACCAACCUUCACAGAAUAAAGACAGCGACGACUUAUACAAUAAUUCCAACAAACAAAACCUAUUUUAUAAUUUAGUCCUGAAACCAAAAAUUAGAUAUACACGGUAGAUUUAGUUAAUAUCUCCUUAAAUAUUAACAUUGCGAGCUGCCAAGCACUUCCCUUUUGUACAUAAUCUCUUAUAAGUGUUGGUGAUUGGGUGGAGACAAGCAAGUGACAGCGCAUGGAACUAUUGGCAUCGUACAGUAGUUGGGAUCUUCGGCUGAGCGCAGUGCUCCUUAGCAAAACAAGAUGAACAUGCAAGAGAGUGGCGGCGAGGAGCCGGCGACCACCGCACCCCCCGCCGCCACAACUCCCACGGGGGCGGCCACCACCGCCGUCACCGCUACCGCCCUCGUCACAGGCACGGCCGCCGCCACUAUCGACGGCACCGGACCCUUGAUACCAGUACCACCUGCACCGAGAAAACCGCCCAGAAGAGGACCCAAAGUCCAGCAGGAGCGGCCGAAGAGGGCACUCUUUUGUCUGACCUUGAAGAACCCUCUACGGAAGCUGUGUAUAGAUAUAGUUGAAUGGAAACCUUUCGAGUGGAUGAUCCUGACGACGAUAUUCGCGAACUGCAUAGCGCUGGCGGUGUACACGCCCUACCCAGCCAGCGACUCCAACUACACCAAUUCAGUAUUGGAGAAGAUCGAGUACGUGUUCCUGGUAAUCUUCACUGGAGAGUGUGUAAUGAAGAUCAUAGCUUACGGCUUCAUCAUGCACGCCGGCUCCUACCUGAGGAACGGGUGGAAUCUGCUCGACUUCACCAUCGUCGUCAUUGGCAUGGUGAGCACGGUGCUGUCUAGUAUAUUUAAAGACGCUUUCGACGUGAAAGCGCUGCGCGCCUUUAGGGUGCUGCGCCCCUUGCGGCUCGUCUCUGGUGUACCUAGUCUACAGAUCGUGUUGAACUCAAUACUGAAGGCGAUGGUACCGCUGCUGCACAUAGCGCUGCUCGUCAUAUUCGUCAUCAUCAUCUACGCGAUCAUCGGCCUCGAGCUCUUCUCCGGGAAGAUGCACAAGAGUUGCUACAAUAAGUUCACGAACGAGAUCAUGGACUCGCCACACCCGUGCGACCUGGACAACGGGUUCAACUGCUCGAGUAUCGGCGAGGAGAUGGAAUGCAGAGAAGGUUGGAUCGGCCCCAAUUUUGGCAUCACCAACUUCGACAACUUCGGCCUGUCCAUGCUCACGGUGUUCCAGUGCAUCACUCUCGAGGGCUGGACCGACGUCAUGUAUAAUAUACAAGACGCGAUGGGUAACAGCUGGGAGUGGAUAUAUUUCGUGUCGAUGGUCAUCUUGGGAGCGUUUUUCGUUAUGAACCUUAUUCUCGGUGUGUUAUCUGGAGAGUUCUCCAAAGAGAGAGAAAAAGCGAAGAACCGUGGCGACUUCCAGAAGCUACGGGAGAAGCAGCAGCUGGAGGAAGACCUGAAAGGUUAUCUCGACUGGAUCACACAGGCCGAGUACUUGGAGCCCCUGGCUGACCAGCACGACGCUGUCGACCAGAAAAGGGACUAUGGGAUUGGUCCAACGCCGAACGAACACGACUCCACUGAUCAUUUAGGCAUAGAAAACAAUGAACAACAGAAGAUAUCCAUCGGGAAAUUAUGGAAGAAAGAUUUUGAUAAAGUGAACCGUCGCAUGAAGCGCGCUUGCCGGCGCGCGGUCAAGUCGCAGACGUUCUACUGGCUCAUCAUCGUGCUGGUGUUCCUCAACACGGUCGUGCUCGCCAGCGAACAUUAUCAGCAGCCGACGUGGCUGGACCACUUUCAAGAGUACGGAAAUGCAUUUUUUGUAGCAUUAUUUACUUUAGAAAUGUUAGUGAAGAUGUACAGCUUGGGUUUACAGGGUUACUUUGUAUCUCUGUUCAAUCGGUUCGAUUGCUUCGUCGUGGUGGGCUCCAUCAGCGAGAUGGUCCUCACCAAAACUGAGGUGAUGCCCCCCCUUGGCAUCUCUGUGCUGCGCUGCGUCCGGUUGCUUCGAGUGUUCAAGGUCACCAAAUAUUGGCGUUCCCUGUCGAACCUGGUGGCAUCGCUGCUUAAUUCGAUCCAGUCGAUCGCGUCGCUGUUGCUACUUCUGUUCCUCUUCAUCAUGAUCUUCGCGCUGCUCGGCAUGCAGGUGUUCGGUGGGAAAUUCAACUACGACCCUGUUGAGGAAAAGGACAGGCACAAUUUCGACUGUUUUUGGCAAGCGCUCCUGACCGUGUUUCAGAUACUGACGGGCGAAGACUGGAAUGCAGUAAUGUACGAAGGCAUUAAAGCUUACGGUGGAGUGGGUUCUUUUGGAAUACUUGCAUGCAUCUACUUCAUCAUACUUUUCAUUUGUGGCAACUAUAUACUACUAAAUGUGUUCUUGGCUAUUGCUGUGGAUAAUUUAGCAGAUGCAGAAUCCUUAACUAAUAUUGAAAAAGAAGAAGGGGCUGCGGAAGAAAAAGAUGGAGGUAGUAUAAUAGCAACUGAAGGCGGACACGUAGACACUGAUGAUGAAUAUAUCCAUGAUGACGAUGCAUACACUACGGACAACUCUGAAAGAGAAUAUGAAGAGACGGGAUCCGAAGGCGAACAGCAUGAAGAAAUAGAAGGCGAAGGAGAGGAAGGUGAAGGUACAGAAGAAGAUGGUGGAAGAGAAAGAGUUGAAGAAGAACAGGAAAGAGAAGAAAACCAUGAAAUGAUGGAGGGGCAUCAGAGAAAUCACAUUGUGAAUACAGAGUUGGAUGAGGAGCCUCGUCUGAAACGCAAACCGACCACAUCGUCAGCUCGGCCGCGCCGCCUCUCGGAGGUCGAUAUACACGACACAAAGAAACCCAUCCCUGAUGCUUCGUCAUUCUUCAUAUUUUCCAAAACCAACAGGUUUCGGGUGUUUUGCUACAAGUUGUCAGCAUCCUCGCCGUUCGGGAAUAUUAUCCUGGUGUGCAUCAUGCUCUCCUCGGCCAUGUUGGCCGCAGAGGAUCCUCUAGAUGCAGCACAAAAGGGGUUUCGAAAUUGGUUGUUGAGUCAAUUUGACGUAUUCUUCACGGGUAUAUUUACCCUGGAGCUGUUCCUGAAGCUGGUGACGUACGGCCUGAUCCUCCACCAGGGUGCCUUCCUGCGCUCCGCAUUCAACGUGCUCGAUAUGCUCGUCGUUUGCGUCUCACUCAUCUCUAUGAGUUUUAAGUCUGGUAGUAUAUCAGUGGUGAAAAUUUUGCGAGUAUUCAGGGUGCUGAGGCCUCUUAGGGCCAUUAAUAGGGCCAAGGGCCUUAAGCACGUUGUUCAGUGCGUGAUCGUUGCAAUCAAAACGAUCGGCAACAUUUUGUUGGUAACGUCCUUACUGCAAUUCAUGUUCGCUGUCAUGGGAGUACAAAUGUUCAAGGGUAAAUUUUUUAGUUGUAAUGAUAUUUCGAAAAUGACAAAAGAAGAAUGUCAAGGGACUUAUUUAGUAUUUGAGAAUCGUAAUUACGUGGUAAAAGAUAGAGAGUGGAAGAGAUAUGACUUCCACUUUGACAACGUCAUGAAGGGAAUGCUCACUCUUUUUACGGUGUCUACGUUUGAAGGAUGGCCAGGGUUGUUGUAUGUGUCUAUAGAUUCGAAUGCAGAGGACCGCGGUCCUAUCACUAACUUCCGUCCAAUUGUUGCAGCCUAUUACAUUAUUUAUAUUAUUAUUAUUGCCUUCUUUAUGGUAAAUAUAUUCGUCGGUUUCGUCAUAGUGACAUUCCAAAACGAGGGCGAGCAAGAGUACAAGAAUUGUGAAUUAGACAAAAACCAAAGGAAUUGUAUAGAAUUUGCGUUGAAAGCGAAACCGAUCAGAAGGUAUAUACCGAAACACCGCAUCCAAUACAAGGUGUGGUGGUUCGUGACCUCGCAGCCGUUCGAGUACGCCAUCUUCGUGCUCAUCAUGAUCAACACGAUCACCCUCGCCAUGAAGUACCACAACCAGCCCGCCGAGUACAGCAAGGCCUUAGAUAUGCUCAACAUGAUAUUCACAGCCAUUUUCGCACUGGAAUUUAUAUUUAAACUGGCUGCAUUUAGGUUUAAGAAUUAUUUCGGGGACGCGUGGAACACGUUCGACUUCAUCAUCGUGUUGGGGAGCAUCAUAGACAUCGUGGUGUCGCAAGUAAACGAACUUAAGAACCAGGGCAGUGGAAUGCCAAGAGCGCAUGUCGUCAAGGAAAGCUCAAUCCCGUCGAUUAACUUCUUCCGACUGUUCCGCGUGAUGCGGUUGGUGAAGCUGCUGUCCAGGGGGGAAGGCAUAAGGACCCUGCUUUGGACCUUCAUUAAGUCAUUCCAGGCGCUGCCUUACGUCGCACUGCUCAUCCUGAUGCUUUUCUUCAUCUACGCUGUUGUAGGCAUGCAGGUGUUCGGCAAGAUAGCGAUAGACGACGACACGCACAUAACGAGGAACAACCACUUCCAGACGUUCCCUCAGGCGAUACUCGUGUUGUUUCGCUCGGCAACAGGUGAAGCGUGGCAGGACAUAAUGAUGGGUGUGUCCCCGGAGCCGGACGUGAAGUGCGACCGCAACUACGACGAGGAGGGCGAGGAGGCGGGCGGCUCCUGCGGCAGCGUGCUCGCCUUCCCCUACUUCAUCUCUUUUUACGUUCUCUGCUCAUUUCUGAUAAUCAAUUUGUUUGUCGCGGUCAUUAUGGAUAAUUUCGACUAUUUAACUAGAGACUGGUCAAUACUGGGACCACACCACUUAGAUGAAUUCAUAAGGUUAUGGAGCGAAUACGAUCCCGACGCCAAGGGUAGAAUAAAACAUUUAGAUGUAGUUACUUUGCUAAGAAAAAUUAGUCCACCUUUAGGUUUCGGCAAGCUGUGCCCGCACCGCGUGGCGUGCAAGAGGCUCGUGUCCAUGAAUAUGCCGCUCAACUCGGACGGCACCGUGCUCUUCAACGCCACGCUGUUCGCCGUCGUCCGCACCUCGCUCAAGAUCAAGACAGAGGGUAAUAUCGACGACUGCAACACAGAGCUGCGAGCAGUUAUAAAGAAGAUUUGGAAGCGCACCUCACCCAAGCUGCUGGACCAGGUAGUCCCACCCCCGGGCGACCCCAACGAGAUCACCGUCGGCAAGUUCUACGCCACCUUCCUCAUACAGGACUACUUCAGAAGGUUCAAAAAGCGAAAAGAGCAAGAAAUGCGGCAGAAUGACGAACAGACCCACCAGAUGACGCUGCAGGCGGGACUGCGAACGUUACAUGAAGCGGGCCCAGAGCUGAAGAGGGCUAUAUCCGGGAACUUAGACGAUAUAUCGACUGAGUGCGACGUGCCAAUGCACAGGAGAAAUCACUCGCUGUUUGGAGGCGUUUGGUCAAGUAUACGAAGGCACGGCCCCAACAGGCACUUCAAUAAGCAUCGCAAGCACGGAGACGCACCGGGAGAUGGAGUCGGUAAUCAUUUGAGUUCAAUGAUGCAGCGUGAGUACGGAGUGGGGCCAAUACCUUUAGCACCAAAUUUAGCAAACGGUCAACCGAAGGAACAAAUUCCACUGAGACCACUCAUAUUCAACGGUGAAUCGGAAAAAAUAUAUCAGGUUCUCGACAACCAGAAGUCGAACUACCCGGAGAUGCUCGGGCAGAUAGGGCUCGCGUUCGGCUGCGUCAACUACCUGACGACGCCGAGCGAGGCGGGGCGCGCGGCCGCGAGCAAGCAGCGCGUGCACCCCGAGGAGGCGGCGGCGUCGCGCGAGAAGCUGGCCGUGCCGCGCAAGGCGUCGCCCGAGGACAAGAGCCCGUCGCCCGGCGCCGCCGACGCCAUCCAGCCCAAGAUCUCGCCGCUGCUGGCGCACGCGUGCACGCCCACCACCGAGGCGCGCACCAUGACGCUGUACGGCUACAACGCGGCCGCGCGGCUGCCGUUCGCGUUCUCGCACGCGCGGCGCGCGGGCGGCGGCGAGCGGCGCAGCCUGCGGGCCGCGCGGCCGCCGGGCUCAGGUCGGAUGGUGCGCAGCGCCUCGUCGGGGGCGGCGGCGUCGCAUGCGCCCGCCGCCCGGCUUGUAGAACGCCCGCUCGAGCCAGGCGGCGAUAGCUCGACCCGCAGCGUGGUCUCGCUGCCGGGCAGCCCGCGCGGCAACAGCUCCUCGCUACCCGUGGUAGGCUCCGCGGAGAGCCUCGUCACCAGGGUACUGGCCGAGCAAGGCUUGGGGGCGUACUGCGACCCGGAGUUCGUUAAGAACACUUCCCGGGAGAUGCAGGAGGCGCUUGAAAUGACCCAAGAACAAAUGGAUAGGGCGGCGCAUCAGUUGAUGGUACAAGAGAAGAAUAUCAAACAAGCUCAAAACCAACAAACGCAAGUUUGUAACGUUUGUGGUGUUGUAGGGCGAGAUAGUGGUAGGGCGGCAAUACCACCCGUUCCACCAGCCCGCGACGAUGCCCCCGCCGCCUUACAAGCGGUUAUAGCAGCAGCAGAACCAGAGGGCCACCGCCACCGCCAUCGCCACCGCCACCGCCACCGACACCACGCCGACAAGCCGACGCGGAAACGGAAGCCUGUGCUCGUGUAGACGCUCGCGUUCACAGUUCACACAGUGGAUGCAAUAUUUGAUCGUGUGACACGUCGCACACUGAGCUGGUGUGCUCGUGGGCUGGCCCGGUGACGCUCGGCGUAUCGAUACGAUCUACUCGACCAGGAACAACAUUAGCCACUUAAGUAAUUACUACUAGCCGUCGUUCACGGUACAGUGAGAUUUAUACAUGAGUAAGAGAAUUUAUUAAUUAAAUCCCAAUUAAAUUAAGUUACGUGAUGUAUCAACUGAACUGUAAUUACAUAACGUAUAUUUCACGCGUAAACGACUCGGAGCUCUGUUUGGAUCUCAUGCGGAGUUUUCAUGUGAAACUUCGAUAAUUUUGGCUCUUUAUAAUUUAAUGUAAUUUUUCGAAUUCUGAGAGAGAAAGUAUUUAUCUCGAAAACAAUAAUAUUUAGAGGUAAUUCUAAUAAUAAGUAACAUGUGGUUGCGUGAGUCAUUCUAGCUUUAGCUGGCCCUAUCUCCGCAUAUAUGUAUAUAAUAAAUACCUGUACGGGGGACCGAUAUCGAUUACUUUCAUUAAAGCAUACUCAUACAACUUGCUAUUGUAUAUUGUGAAAAGUUUUCCCACUCAUUACAAGUGGGCAUCCCGUCACAAUAAGUUUACACAGUUCACAUUACUACUACGUAAUUACAAUUUAUUUGAAUUAUUUUCAACACAUCCAAUUUUAUAACCGUCAUAGUUUUUCUAUCAAAUUGUAAAUGUGCAAUUUGUCAAAGUUAAAUUAUAAUACGAGUAGUCACAGGAGAUACCAUAGGUGCAGGUACCCGUACAUACAUACGUGUAGGUGUACGUGGACCACACUUUCCAGCAUCGCGACGCCAUGACAAUACCAGAUAGGAAGACCUAUCGUACUGAUUGUGUGUAGCCCUCCAAUAGACAUAUGUAACUUUACUAAUUAUUGUAGAAUGCAUCAUCAGGCACUACGUGUACUACGUACUCGCAGCACACAGCGCGCACUCAUUUCGCCGACACAUUAACAUAAGGAGAUUUUCAAGUAAAUUAUGGGACUAAUACGUACAGUGUGUAAACAUUAAGAGCCUUUAUAUACGAGUACAUUUCAUAGCCUCUAUUUUUAACCGACUUCAAAAUAAGAAAGAGUUUCUCAAUUUUUUUUUUUUUUUUUUUUUUACUUUUGUUACUUCUUAAUUUUGUCAGUUUUAAAUGUAUUUGAAAAAUUCUACUUUUUUUUUCAUCUAUAAGAAUAUACUUAUAGAUUGUUCUCGUAGAAAUUUUAUUAAAAUCAAUUCAGUGAUUUUUUUUUUAUUUU